UGUUGGUAUACAAAACUAAAAGCACUUUCUACAGUAGGUAUUCAAUAGUAUUGUUAUGAUGUUUUAUUUGAAAUGGUAAAGACUAAUGAGAUUGUAAAUACGUUUUAAAGUGUAAAAUGGAUAUCGGCUACAAGUUGAAAACGGAAAAUCCAACAAAAAGCGUGAAUUGCAUAACAAAAUUAUUUUUUGGAUGGAUGUAUCAAACUGUAAGAAAAGGAGCAAAAGGAUGCUUAGAACUAAAAGACCUAUACGCAGUACUGGAGAAUGAUAAAUCAGAAAAACUGGCAAAUAAAUUAGAAAAAAAUUGGAAAGAUGAAUUGAAUAAAGUAAGAUCGGAAAAUGAAACUCCAAGUUUUUUGAAAGCCAUUCAAAAGACUUUCCGUUUCGAAUUCAUGUUAUAUGGUUUGCUGUGGUUUCUUGUAAAUGUGUGCAUACGGUGUUCCCAACCAGUAAUUUUAGCAAAACUGAUUUCCUGUUUCUCAGAAACUUAUAACGGUACAGACAAACAACUUGAUAAGAAUAUCUACGGCAUUUUAUUGGUUGGUGUAACAGGUUGCGGUAUGUUUAUAACCCAUCAUACAAGCUUUGGGCUAGCAAUUAUUGGAAUGAGAAUAAGGAUUGCAGCUUCUUCCCUAGUAUAUAGAAAGAUUAUCAAACUAAACCAAAAGUCACUGGGACAAACAACUGCUGGUCAAAUUGUGAAUUUGUUAGCAAAUGAUGUCAAUCGCUUUGAUUUGGUUACAAUUCCACUGCACACUAUAUGGGUGCUACCGUUUCAAAUAAGUCUAUUAUCUUGGUUUAUCUGGACCGAAGUUGGUAUAUCCGCGGUAGCCGGUAUCGUAACCGUAAUCAGUUUUAGUGUACCCUUACAAGUUUGUCUUGGAAAAUAUAUCGGUAAAUUUCGUUCAAGCAUAUCAAAAAAGUCAGAUUCAAGAGUGAAACUAAUGAACGAAAUAAUUUCUGGAAUACAAGUCAUUAAAAUGUACGCUUGGGAGAAGCCAUUCGAAAAAAUUGUUCAAUUAGCAAGGGAAAAUGAAAUUGAAGAUAUCACGAGUGCGUCAUAUCUAAGAGGAAUUUUCGCAAGCUGUAUGGUGUUUCUAGAUAGAACUGCACUGGCCGUCACUGUUAUUUGUUACGUUUUACUUGGCAAUAAUAUUACCUCGGGCAUAGUAUUCUCAUUGGCUCAAUCGUAUAAUAUUCUACAAAAUGCUACGGCUAUCUGGUUCCCAAUGGCCAUUAGCCAAGGAGCGGAAGCUUGGAUUUCAGUUAAGAGACUACAAGAAUUUUUGCUAUUAGAAGAAAAAGAGCAAUCUAAAAUAGAAAAGCUGAAAAAGAAAGCUGUUAUACUUAGUAGUGUAAAUGCGUCUUGGGAAGAGUCUACAACGACUUUAAAGGACAUAUCUUUAACAAUACUCCCAGGAACUCUGUGUGCUAUUGUUGGACCUGUAGGUGCAGGAAAAUCAUCGUUGUUGCAGCUUCUGCUGGGAGAACUGCCCUCUAAAUCUGGAAAAACUCAAAUAGGUGGUGAAAUUUCAUACUGUUCCCAAGAACCAUGGCUGUUUCAAUCAACAGUGCGUAACAAUAUCCUAUUUGGAAGAAAAUACGAGAAGUAUUUCUAUGAAAAAGUGGUAAAAGUGUGUGCUUUGGAAAGGGAUUUUGAACAGUUUCCGCUAGGUGAUAAAACAAUUGUAGGGGAACGAGGAGUUUCUCUAAGUGGAGGGCAAAGAGCAAGGAUCAAUCUUGCUAGAGCUGUUUAUAGACAAGCAGAUAUUUAUUUGUUCGAUGAUCCGUUAUCUGCUGUAGAUACCCACGUUGGAAAGCAACUGUUUGAAGACUGCAUCAAUAGACACUUGAAAGGAAGAAUAAGAAUUUUAGUAACACAUCAGUUACAAUAUCUGAAGCAAGCUAAUUUGAUUAUUGUCAUAAAUAAAGGGACAAUUGAAGCCCAAGGUACCUUUGAACAACUUUCAAAUUCUAAAUUGGAUUUCACUAAAUUAUUAGUAGCUGCAGAUGAAACGCAUGAAAAACAAGAACAAGAGCCGGGAUUAUCCGAGUUUAUGUUGACUAUUUCAAGUAGACGAACUUCCUCUAUUUCUUUGGACAGCAAGGCUGAUACAAUUGAAUAUAUACAAGAACCUUUGGAUAUUGAAGAAGAAGACUCAGGAAAAGAUGGAAAUCAUCAAGCUUUUAAGAAAUAUCUUUUAGCUACUAAUAAUAUUUGCCUUCUAUGUUUAUUGAUUAUGUUAAUGAUUUUAGCUCAAAGUAUAUGCACUGGCGCUGAUUUGUGGGUAGCUUUUUGGACCAUAGAAGAAGAGAUACGACAUUUUAAAAAUAACUCUACUUUAAUUAAUGCCACAUUGGGUCCUCCAGUAACUGCAACAGUUGAGAUAUUCAGGUUAGAAGAUUCAAUUAACCCUCAAGACACGCACAUCUAUACAUACGAAGUUCAAAAAAAUACAUCCGUAUUUACUCCUCCAUCUGAUGGUAUUUUUGAUGAUAUAACAAUCGAUAAUGAGCAUUAUAAAAUCAUUAAAACAUAUUAUGCUAUGUACUUUUACGGAGGUUUGAUAGUAGGGGCCAUUUUGUUGACCACAGGAAGAUCGUUUUUAUAUUUCAAAAUGUGCAUGAUGUCAUCGAAAAAUUUGCACUCCAAAAUGUUUCAUUCGUUGUUAAAAGCUCCAAUGAGAUUUUUUGAUACCAAUCCGAGUGGACGAAUUCUUAAUAGAUUUUCGAAAGAUAUUGGAGCUAUAGAUGAAAUUCUUCCAAGGGUAUUACUAACUGUUCUUCAGGUUCUUUUAGUAAUGACUGGAAUUUUGAUAAACGUUGCAAUAACCAAUCACUAUAUAGUCAUCGCUAUAGUUAUUUUAGGAGCAAUAUGUAUCAAACUUAAAGGAUGGUAUAUGUUGACUGCUAAAGCUCUCAAACAUCUAGAAGGAAUUACAAAAUCACCAGUUUUUUCACAUGUCAACUCCACCUUAAACGGCAUAGUGACCAUCAGAGCAUCAAAUGCACAAAAUAUUUUAUCUGUAGAAUUCGAUAAUCAUCAGGACAUUCACACCUCAGCAUGGUACUUGAUCCUCUCAUGUAUGUUCUCCUUUGGAUUAUGGCUCGACUUAGUAUGCUUGGUAUUUGCAGCUACUGUUAUAUUUAGCUUUGUUCUCUUGUUUAACUUAUUUAAUGUGAGUGGCAGUCUAGUUGGUCUAGCCAUUUCACAGUCAAUGGUUUUAACUGGAAUGUUGCAAUCUGGAAUGCGUGAACUGGCGGAAGUUAUCAACCAACUUACCAGUAUAGAAAGGGUAUUGCAGUACACCACAAUUGAUCAAGAAGGACCCUUUGAGACACCCAAAGAAAAUCUUCCAAAGAGUCCAUGGCCAAGUAAAGGUCGAAUAGAAUUUAAAAAUUUAGUUUUGAAGUAUAUUGAAGAUGAUCCACCAGUUUUAAAUAAUCUUAACUUCUUGGUAAAAUCAGGACAAAAGAUCGGUAUUGUCGGCCGUACAGGGGCUGGAAAGUCUUCACUAAUAAACGCAUUAUUCCGUUUGGCACCACUAGAAGGUUACAUAUUUAUAGACGAUGUAGAUACUCAAACACUUGGUUUAAACGAAUUGAGAAGAAGUAUUUCAAUUAUACCACAAGAACCAGUUCUCUUUUCAGCAACUGUAAGAUACAACUUAGAUCCUUUUGAUGAAUUUGAAGAUGACCAGAUAUGGAAAGCUUUGGAACAGGUCGAAUUGAAAGAUUCAAUUGAUUCUUUAGACUUCAUAGUAGCUGGAGGGGGAGCUAAUUUCAGUUUAGGAGAGAGACAGCUAGUCUGUUUAGCUAGAGCAGCUUUAAGAAACAACAAAAUUCUUAUAAUGGAUGAAGCAACAGCUAACGUUGAUCUUAGAACUGAUUCAUUUAUUCAAACUACAAUUCGCAAGAGGUUUAAAGAAUGCACAGUUCUAACUAUUGCGCACAGGCUUAACACCAUCAUGGACUCGGAUAAAGUUUUAGUUAUGAAUUUUGGACAAAUGGUCGAAUUCGACCAUCCACACAAACUUUUACAGAUUCCAGGAGGUCAUUUGAAUAAACUGGUAAUGGAGACCGGACCUACAAUGUCCCUUCAACUCAAAGAUAUAGCCAUGGCAGCCUUUAAAAACUACGAGGAUGCGCACUAACUUUGUUAUAGUACUAUUUGGUAAUUAGAAGAUGCCGCAGUGAAGCUAGGAAAUAUCAUAUUAAUGAUAAAUACAGUUCUACAAAGUGUUAUUAAACAUCAGAUUGAUUUCAAAUGAAAUUGAUAAGAUAUUGUUUGCAAUUUAAGGAACCAAAUUUGUAUGUUGUCAAUAAAUUUAGUUUUCCCUUUUA
This is a messenger RNA of Psylliodes chrysocephalus, 4344 nucleotides long. Lineage: Eukaryota; Metazoa; Arthropoda; Insecta; Coleoptera; Chrysomelidae. The record is from the annotation of a GenBank genome assembly.